AGAGCGCGAUAGGCGGCUGCUAGGCUGCAGGGCGCUUCGACUCUCUUGACUCUCCCUGCACCCUUCUUGCUCAGGCUCCUCUCCUGUGCCCUCGGACUUCCAGUCUCUUGCUCCUCCGGCUUCCAAAGCCCCCUCCCUAUGGCAGCAGCCUCCCCUGUCUUUGGUGCUGCUCCUCCGAGGACCACCAUCUCACUCCCGGGACUGAGCUGGGUCACUGGAUGUUGUUGAAACUCCGGGGAUCAUGCGUCGGCUUGGCUGCUGCUUCCCCGCCUGGUGCCUCCGCUGCUGCCACCACCGCUGCUGCCGCUGUCCGCGGGAUGCUCAGUAGUCUGCUGCCGGGCCCCUGCGAUCCUGUGCUCUUUGGAAACCGUUUGCUGCUGCAGAGUUGCGCGAACUAGUCAUGGUGCUGUGGGAGUCCCCGCGGCAGGGCAGCAGCUGGACACUUUGCGAGGGCUUUUGCUGGCUGCUGCUGCUGCCGGUGAUGCUGCUCAUGGUAGUCCGACCGGUGAAGCUAGCAGCUUUCCCUACCUCCUUAAGUGACUGCCAAACGCCCACCGGCUGGAACUGCUCCGGUUAUGAUGACAGAGAAAAUGAUCUCUUCCUCUGUGACACCAACACCUGUAAAUUUGAUGGAGAGUGUUUAAGAAUUGGAGACACUGUGACUUGCGUUUGUCAGUUCAAGUGUAACAGUGACUAUGUGCCUGUGUGCGGCUCCAAUGGGGAGAGCUACCAGAAUGAGUGUUACCUGCGGCAGGCUGCAUGCAAACAGCAGAGUGAGAUACUUGUGGUGUCAGAAGGAUCAUGUGCCACAGAUGCCGGAUCAGGAUCUGGGGAUGGAGUCCAUGAAGGCUCAGGAGAAACCAGCCAAAAGGAGACAUCCACCUGUGAUAUUUGCCAGUUUGGUGCUGAAUGUGAUGAAGAUGCUGAGGAUGUCUGGUGUGUGUGCAACAUUGACUGCUCUCAAACCAACUUCAAUCCCCUCUGCGCUUCUGAUGGGAAAUCUUAUGAUAACGCAUGUCAAAUCAAAGAAGCGUCAUGUCAGAAACAGGAGAAAAUUGAAGUCAUGUCUUUGGGUCGAUGUCAAGAUAACACAACUACAACUACUAAAUCCGAAGAUGGGCAUUACGCAAGAACAGAUUAUGCAGAGAAUGCUAACAAAUUAGAGGAAAGUGCCAGAGAACACCACAUACCUUGUCCAGAACACUACAACGGUUUCUGCAUGCACGGGAAGUGCGAACAUUCCAUCAAUAUGCAGGAGCCAUCUUGCAGGUGUGAUGCUGGUUAUACUGGACAACACUGUGAAAAAAAGGACUACAGUGUUCUGUAUGUUGUUCCCGGUCCUGUGAGAUUUCAGUACGUCUUAAUUGCAGCUGUGAUUGGAACGAUUCAGAUUGCUGUCAUCUGUGUGGUGGUCCUCUGCAUCACAAGGAUCAAACUUUAGGUAGUGACACUGGACUAAAAUUUGUAAACUUUCCAACCUUCUAGGAAAUGCCCCAGAAGCAACAGAAUUCACAGACAGAAGCAAAAUACAGGACACUACAGUUCAGACAACACAACAAGAGCGUCCACGAGGUUAAUCUAAAGGGAGCAUGUUUCCACAGUGGCCAGACGACCGAGAGCUUGGACUACGCGAUACAGUAUUAUAGACAAAAGAAUAAGACAAGAGAUCUACACAUGUUGCCUUGCAUUUGUGGUAAUCUACACCAAUGAAAACAUGUACUACAGCUAUAUUUGAUUAUGUAUGGAUAUAUUUGAAAUAGUAUACAUUGUCCUGAUGUUUUUCUGUAAUGUAAAUAAACUAUUUAUAUCACACAAUAUAGUUUUUUUCUUUCCCAUGUAUUUGUUAUAUAUAAUAAAUACUCAGUGAUGAGAAAAAAAUGGCAUUCUUAAAUUUGCGGUAUCUCAUAGCUGUGAAUAUAAUCGCGCUAGUACAAUCUGUACAGGUGCCGGUAUUUCAUCUUUCCCCAUAUCUGGAGAUGGAGCAUUAGUUUAUACAGGAUUCACUGGCUAGGUUUUGAGUGAUUCCAAGAUCAAGGGAAAUGAUGGUUAUUGGCAAAGAGAAAAAAUAAUUUACUUUAUAUUGAGUAAGGAUAAAAUAUUUCAGAUCUUUAAAUCAUCUCUAUUUCAUCAACUUUCUUCCCUAGUCUUCCAUUUUCAUCCCCAGAGCGGAAAAUUCUCUGGCAUAUAAAUUAAAUCAAAGCAGAAGGGGGGUGGGAGUGUUUUAUAACUCAUAAAGGAGAGGAAAAGAAGAUAUUGGUUUUUAUUUGGGAAGUAGUUUAGAAUCUCCCAGUAAAGAAAAUAUAUCCAAAGGGUCCUUGAGCAAGGUACAUCUCAGAGUGGCAAAAUUUAUUCCAUCUAUGAGAGUGAAAUUAACAACCAGAGGAAAAAUUUAAUAAAGUCAUUAAUUUUGAAACAUCAAAAUCAUGAAUUCUUAGAAGCACUUUGCUAUGUUUAUAGUAUAUGGUUCUUUGGAAAGAAGUUAGGAUCACAACUAAAAUACUUCAUGUAUAGCUUUAUGGUUAAGAUGGGACCACUACUUAAGAUGAAACUAAGAUGAUGCUAAUAUUUCAUUAAAAGAGAGAAACUUGUUUUCAGCAUAUUUAUAUGAUGAGAUAAGAAAGGAAAUUCAUCCCACAGCAUUGGAAAAACCUUAGUGGGAAGUUGGUUUGGAUUUUUAUUUGUUCAAAGCAUACAAAUAGAUUUAAUCACUUUGUUUAUUAAAAAAAAAAAAAAAAACUGUGAAAAUUUCAAAUACUAGAUGAAACAAUAAGGUGGAAAUAACAGAUGAAAUAAUUGCCUUAUUAUCAUUUACGUCUGCGUUUCUUUUCAUGGCUAAUACAGCAAAUCUAAAUAAAGUUUUCUUUGUCUCCUUCAAA
Messenger RNA from Orycteropus afer afer, 2876 nucleotides. The record is from RefSeq and is a predicted model, not a curated record. NCBI's taxonomy places the organism in Eukaryota, Metazoa, Chordata, Mammalia, Tubulidentata, Orycteropodidae.